Molecule: messenger RNA, 1897 nt
Organism: Protopterus annectens (West African lungfish)
Lineage: Eukaryota; Metazoa; Chordata; Ceratodontiformes; Protopteridae
Product: zinc finger protein 501-like
Exons: 6
Coding region: 468-1862 (464 amino acids)
Biological process (GO): regulation of transcription by RNA polymerase II; central nervous system development
Cellular component (GO): nucleus
Molecular function (GO): DNA-binding transcription factor activity, RNA polymerase II-specific; RNA polymerase II cis-regulatory region sequence-specific DNA binding
Source: RefSeq, a predicted model, not a curated record
AACUGAAAACAUCAUUGUCAUCCCUGGAACUAAAAGUCAGAGAUCUUAAAGAUUUACAAACCAAGAAUGAGACAGAAUUCCUGGAGAUACAAGAAUGUGCUGUUAAUUUGGAAAAAUAUAUCGCAGAAGAGUUUGUAAAGCUGCACCAGUUUCUCCAUGACAAGGAACAAAAUCUCAUUUAUCAACUUAACAGCAAAGCGUCAGAAAUUCUGAAAGAGAUAGAAGAAAAUCUUGAAUGCAUUAAAACUGGCAUUACAGAAAUCCACUCAGCAGUGUCUGAUAUUAACUUGGAAAUCAAAACAGAAGUAGACAUUCUGGAAGAGAGAAAUUAUGACACCGACUAUCUGACAACUGCUGAGGAAUCAGUGUCGGGUGAUACCUCAGAACAUGGAAAACACAAAGCUAGUGGAGUUCUAUCAGCUCCAGAAUCCUUUGAGGAUGUUGCUGUUACUUUCUCAGCAGAGGAGAUGAAGAUGUUAACAAAACAAGACAAGGAGCUUCAUAAGGAAGUGAUGUUAGAGAACUAUGAAACCUUAGUUUCAGCAGGUUACAAGAUCCCCCCAGAGGCAUUGUUAGUGCUACUUAAAGAAGAUAAUGCUGAACUGCGAGUGAAUGACAAGGAUGGGAUAAACAGAACAGAACACAAGAAUAAUAUUAAAGAAAAGCCCGACAGCAAUGGGAGCAGAGACUGGAGCAUUUGCUGGAGUCGGCAGCCAUCACUUGGAGUAUCUGUAUUACAUAAUGCUACAGCGAACCUGCAGCACUCUGUUCAAACUCUGAAGGUUUCUGACAAGCAUCCUGUUAUACCUGUAGCACAGCUUCAUCCAGGAUACACCUGCAACAUGAGCUCUGAAUAUGACCAAAGUUCUAUAGUACAUCAAAGUCCAUUAAUACGCAAGAGAGCUCACAAAGAAAAUAAACCAUAUAAAUGUCCUGAAUGUAAUAAGUGUUUCAAAAAAAAGUGGAAUCUAGUAAUACAUGAAAGGGGUCACACAGGGGAGAGACCAUAUAAAUGUCCUGAAUGUAAUAAGUGUUUCAAACAAAGGUGGAAUCUAGUAAUACAUGAAAGGAUUCACACAGGGGAGAGACCAUAUAAAUGUCCUGAAUGCAGCAAGUGUUUCAAACAAUGCGGUCAUCUAAUAGAACACACAAGGAUUCACACAGGGGAGCGACCAUAUAAAUGUCCUGAAUGCAAUAAGUGUUUCAGUGGAAGAACUGCUGCAGUACAACACGAAAGGACUCACACCGGGGAGAGACCAUAUAAAUGUCCUGAAUGCAAUAAGUCUUUCAAUGGAAGAACUGCUGCAGUACAACACGAAAGGACUCACACCGGGGAGAGACCAUAUAAAUGUCCUGAAUGCAAUAAGUGUUUCAGUGGAAGAACUGCUGCAGUACAACACAAAAAGACUCAUACGGCGGAGAGACCAUAUAAAUGUCCUGAAUGCAGCAAGUGUUUCAAACAAUGCAGUCAUCUAGUACAACACACAAGGACUCACACGGGGGAGCGACCAUAUAAAUGUCUUGAAUGCAAUAAGUGUUUCAGUGGACGAACUGCUGCAGUACACCACGAAAGGACUCAUACGGAGGAGAGACCAUAUAAAUGUUCUGAAUGCAAUAGGUGUUUCAAACGAAGGGGGGCUCUAGUAAGACAUGGAAGGAUUCACACGGGGGAGAGACCAUAUAAAUGUCCUGAAUGCAAUAAGUGUUUCAGUAGAAGAAGUGCUGCAGUACGCCAUGAAAGGAUCCAUAAAGAGGAGAGGCCAUAUAAAUGUCCUGAAUGCAAUAAGUGUUUCAAAGAAAGAAGAGCUCUAGUAAGCCAUGAAAGGACUCACACUGGGACACAUAUAGUACAAAUUAUAUAAAACAUAUGAACACACUAAUUAGGACUCUCCAUAGA